GACUUUUCGAGAAGACCCGCAUAGAGCACGUUGUUCUCGGCCUCUCCCUGAGCUGGGGCAGCCAUGGCGGCGGUGAAGACCCUAAAUCCCAAAGCCGAGGUGGCCCGGGCGCAGGCAGCGCUGGCGGUGAACAUCAGCGCGGCACGGGGCCUGCAGGAUGUUCUGAGGACCAACUUGGGGCCUAAGGGCACCAUGAAGAUGCUUGUUUCUGGUGCUGGAGACAUCAAGCUUACUAAAGAUGGCAAUGUGCUGCUUCACGAAAUGCAAAUUCAACACCCAACAGCCUCUCUAAUAGCAAAAGUCGCUACAGCCCAGGAUGACAUCACUGGCGACGGCACCACGUCCAAUGUCCUUAUCAUCGGGGAGCUGCUGAAGCAGGCCGACCUCUACAUUUCUGAGGGUCUUCACCCCAGGAUAAUAACUGAAGGUUUUGAAGCUGCGAAGGAAAAGGCACUCCAGUUUUUGGAACAAGUCAAAGUAAGCAGAGAGAUGGACAGAGAAACCCUGAUCGAUGUGGCCAGAACAUCUCUGCGAACUAAAGUUCAUGCUGAGCUUGCAGAUGUCUUAACCGAGGCUGUAGUGGACUCCAUUUUGGCCAUUAAGAAAAAAGAUGAACCCAUUGACCUCUUCAUGGUUGAGAUCAUGGAGAUGAAACAUAAAUCUGAAACUGAUACAAGCUUAAUCAGAGGGCUUGUUUUGGAUCAUGGAGCACGGCAUCCUGAUAUGAAGAAAAGGGUAGAAAAUGCCUACAUCCUCACAUGCAACGUGUCCUUAGAAUAUGAGAAAACAGAAGUGAAUUCUGGGUUUUUCUACAAGAGUGCGGAAGAGAGAGAAAAACUAGUGAAGGCUGAAAGAAAAUUCAUUGAAGACAGAGUUAAAAAGAUAGUAGAGCUGAAAAAGAAAGUCUGUGGUGAUUCCGAUAAAGGAUUUGUCGUUAUUAAUCAAAAGGGGAUUGACCCCUUUUCCUUAGACGCCCUUGCAAAAGAAGGCAUCGUGGCUCUGCGCAGGGCCAAGAGGAGAAACAUGGAGAGGCUGACACUUGCUUGUGGUGGGGUAGCUCUGAAUUCCUUUGACGACCUGAAUCCUGACUGUUUGGGCUAUGCAGGUCUGGUCUAUGAGUAUACGCUGGGUGAAGAGAAGUUCACCUUCAUUGAGAAAUGUAACAAUCCCCGUUCUGUCACGUUACUGAUUAAAGGACCAAAUAAGCACACACUGACUCAAAUCAAGGAUGCAAUAAGAGAUGGCCUGAGGGCUGUCAAAAAUGCCAUCGAUGAUGGCUGUGUUGUCCCGGGCGCUGGGGCAGUAGAAGUGGCGAUGGCAGAGGCUCUGAUUAAAUACAAGCCCAGCGUGAAGGGCAGGGCGCAGCUUGGAGUACAGGCAUUUGCAGACGCCUUGCUCAUUAUCCCCAAGGUUCUUGCUCAGAACUCUGGUUUUGACCUUCAGGAAACACUAGUUAAAGUUCAAGCUGAGCAUUCAGAAUCAGGUCAACUUGUAGGUGUGGACUUGAACACAGGUGAGCCAAUGGUGGCAGCAGAGAUGGGAGUGUGGGAUAACUACUGUGUGAAGAAGCAGCUGCUGCACUCCUGUACUGUGAUUGCCACCAACAUUCUCCUGGUUGAUGAGAUCAUGAGAGCUGGAAUGUCUUCUCUGAAAGGUUGAAGAAGUCUACCUUGUAACUGAAUCUGUAAUACUACAGAAUGAUGUGGAGGAAAUGGUCAGUUUUGUCCAAGAUUCUAGCGAUUUGGAAAAGAAUUUUCCCGUUUGAAGAAAAUGAACAGGACAUUUGGCACCUAUUCAAGUUACAAUACUGUAAAAAAAAUUUUUUUUUUGCAUUGAGUGUAUGCAUACGCUCAUAAAGUGGACCCUUUUUAACAAGAUGUUUUUGAGACAAUGACACAAAAUUACAUAUUAAGAUAAGCGUGUUGUCUACCUUGUUCUUAAAUGUUCUUUGAAAAAUUGUAAUGGUUUUCUCCUAAACAAGGCAUGGUGGUGCAUGCCUGUAAGCCUAGCACACUUCGGAGGAAGUUCUGCUCCAACUCAGGCUACAGGAGACCCCCCAGCUCAGAAGAAUCAUUUUCUUUUCCUUAUUGGAUGUAUUUUAAAUUAGCCAACUAACCCCGUUAAACGUGUAAGAUUCUUGCCAGUGUGAAACACAUCUGGGUAAUUUUAUGGUUUUCAUGGUGUCUAAUAAAUAC
Molecule: messenger RNA, 2195 nt
Organism: Peromyscus californicus insignis
Lineage: Eukaryota; Metazoa; Chordata; Mammalia; Rodentia; Cricetidae
Gene: Cct6a
Product: chaperonin containing TCP1 subunit 6A
Exons: 14
Coding region: 64-1659 (531 amino acids)
Biological process (GO): protein folding
Cellular component (GO): chaperonin-containing T-complex
Molecular function (GO): ATP binding; ATP hydrolysis activity; ATP-dependent protein folding chaperone
Source: RefSeq, a predicted model, not a curated record